AUGGCUGUUGAUCUUUCGGAAGGAGAGCCUAAACGUAGGCGUCAUUCGAAGAAAGGAUGUCUUACUUGCAAAGUACGGAAGAAAAGGUGUUCAGAGGAUAGGCCAAUUUGUAAAGAUUGUGCAAGGCUCAGUUUGGAUUGUGUGUUUCCGGACAAUUUGACUAAAGAUCAGAUAAGAGCUUAUAAAGUUUGGUUACAAACUGAAUUGAAGAAGAAGAAACUCAAGGUAAAUGCUGUGAUGUCUAUUAGCAGAGACUCUUCUUCUGCAGCUGGUUCUUCGACUUUGGUAAAUGGACAUUCUCCUUUUACUGCGGCAGUGGAUGCGGUCGGAGUUCAUUUGAAUAGUUUUAUGUCAAGUGGUAUGGCUAUGUCAAACUCCCAUUCCCACUCCCAUUCACAUUUACACCCGUCUCCUAAAUUGCCUGUAAUGAGCCCGUCCAUGCUGGACAUGGUACUUACUGAGAUUGAAUCUGAUGGAUCUUACCCUCAACAUAUGGGCUCAUUACUUUCACCAGGGUUUAGUGCCCUAGAUAAAAGUCAAGAGUCUCAGCAGGACGACGGCUCUGAAGAUAUAGAUCAUACUACGGCUAUUGCUCUUGUAGAUGAUAAUAAAACUAGCUUUUUGCAAGAUCUACAGAGGAAUACAAGUUCCAGCAUCAAUGCUGGAAAACUGAAUGAGGAAGGUACAGAUAUAGUGAAAUUGCAACGAGUCCAGUUUCCUGAUCCGUACAUGUCACAUCCUUUAACAGAACCACUAAUGAUGGAACUGGAUGCAACGGGACUGCAUCUUUACAACUAUUAUCGUGAUCAUUUAGCUCAGGUGAUUUGUAUUGCACCAGCAAGGCAAAAUUUUUAUCUCCAAUGUUUCCUUCCUAUGGCACAUAAACAUAAGGGGAUUCUAUAUGGUAUUCUUGCAUGGGCUGCUCAUCACCUUUCCAUUUCUAAAUCUGUGCCAGCGCUGGAUGAAGGUGGUGCUUCCACUCGACUUAUAAUAGAUAGAGACUCGCGUUUCUCAAAGUUGGCCAACAAUUACACAUUAGAGUCGCUACAAUGUUUAUAUGAACCACAGCACCAGCAAUCGCCAUCAUCAUUUUUAUAUUCCUUGGCUCAAAUUUUGGUCUUGUGUGGGGCAGAGAUAUGUCAAGGGGACGUUAAUAGAUGGCAGAUUUUACUACAAACCGGUGCCAAAUUGAUUAAAGAACAUAUUGGUGGUUCGAAUUUGAUUUCGUUAUUGACGGAUGAUAACAGUUCAAAGUUCGACGCCAUCGACUUGAUGACCAGAAAUUGGUUAUUAGCGAAUUUCAUAUACCAUGAUAUCAUGGGUUCACAGACCACAAAAUUCCCCAUGAACCAAUAUGAAACGUUAUUAUUAUCUUCAAACCCAAAUUUCACUGAUUGCAAUUUACAAGUCGAUUCCCUACAUUUGUUGAAUAGGCCCAUUUUCAAAGUAUUGGGUGAAACUACAAAUCUGAUAAGGCAAAUGAAAUCAGAGAAAUUGAACGUGUCUUCACAGAAUUUCAAGACUAUUAUGUUCAAUGCCUUGGAACUAAACCAACAGUUAUUAAAUCUCACGCCAGAUGAAAAUGGUCUUGACAUUUUAUCGCAUUGUACAGAAGAGAAUGACGACGAAAUAAACUAUAGGGAGCUAUCCGAACACCUUUUUGAGAUUUUCAGACUUUCGGCGUUAAUACAUUUAAAGAUCAAUUUUUUGAAGGUUGAAAACAAUACCUUUGAAAUAGUGUUUUAUACGAAAACGCUACUAUCAAAGCUAGAUCUUGUCUUGGGAACUAAAUUGGAAUCGUCGCUAUGUUUUCCGAUGUUCAUCUGUGGGAUCAAUUGUUUGGAUCAGGAUAGGGCCAUAAUUGAGGAUAAAUUCAUACGGUACAUUGAUACUUACAAAUGUCGUAAUGUGGUUCGUGCACAUGACAUUAUGCAAAAUGUCUGGAAGAUGGAUGACGAAGGAGAAUCUAUAGGGUCCUCGGGGGUUAGAGAACGUGAUUGGAUAGAUAUUUGUGACGAUAUCGGAUGGGAUAUAAGUUUUGCUUGA
This is a messenger RNA of Kluyveromyces lactis, 2046 nucleotides long. It is a transcript of the gene UGA3, whose product is annotated as Uga3p. Gene Ontology annotation, molecular function: DNA-binding transcription factor activity, RNA polymerase II-specific; zinc ion binding; transcription cis-regulatory region binding. NCBI's taxonomy places the organism in Eukaryota, Fungi, Ascomycota, Saccharomycetes, Saccharomycetales, Saccharomycetaceae. Bases 1 to 2046 code for a protein of 681 amino acids. Gene Ontology annotation, cellular component: nucleus. Gene Ontology annotation, biological process: positive regulation of transcription by RNA polymerase II. The transcript has a single exon. The record is from RefSeq and is a predicted model, not a curated record.